UGCUAUUUAAGCGCGAAGCGACCUCUCGAAGAGUCCUUUUCCCCCAUCUGCUGCCGAAGGCGAAGGUGUACUGUCUUAGAGCAGCGGGCGCAAUCCCACUUCAUCUAAAUAACCAUGCUGAUUUUUAAGGACAAGAUCUCCGGCGAUGAGAUGUUCACCGAUUCCAGCAAGUACAAGUUGGUGGAUGACUGCAUCUACGAAAUCGAAUGUCACCACGUGACUCGCAAGCAGGGCGAGAUCCAGCUGGAUGGUGCGAAUCCAUCUGCUGAGGAGGUUGACGAGGGCACAGAUGAGAACGUGGAGAGUGGUCUCGACUUGGUGCUGAACAUGAGGCUCACCGAAACCUGCUUCACCAAAGCAGACUACAAGAACUACCUGAAGACCUACACCAAGGCCCUUCAGGAGAAGUGGAAGGAAGAAGGCAAGUCUGCCGAAGAGAUUGAUGACGCCAAGGGCAAACUCACCACUGCUGUUAAAAAGGUGCUGCCCAAGCUGGACGACUACCAGUUCUUCAUUGGUGAAUCUUGCAAUGCCGAGGGUAUUGUCGGCCUCCUGGAGUACCGUGAACAGGAUGGUGGAGGAGAGAAGGCGGUGAUGAUGUUCUUCAAGCAUGGUCUGGAUGAAGAGAAAAUGUGAAUGUAUGAGAGCUGUGACAGAAGACCUGGCCUUCGGCGGGGGACGGCCAAGUGGUGCCGACAGAGGCAUCGACAACUCCAUCCUCUGCAGCCCUUGGCCUUGAACAUUGACUUACAGAACCAACAGUGAAAGUGUAUCUGAGCUCGUUGACAGAAGGAACCUCUUGUGCCUGUUGUCAUUUUAUGUAAAGCUGUCCACCUAAUGCAGGAGAGGAAAAAAAAAAAAGCCUAGAAGUGUUCCCCACCUUCCUGUACAUUGGACACUAUUUAUUAUAUGCUUUUGGAACAGUUGUGCUGUUCAUUAAAGGAGUUGUCAAUUU
Messenger RNA from Rhipicephalus microplus (southern cattle tick), 955 nucleotides. RefSeq names its product translationally controlled tumor protein (gene Tctp). NCBI's taxonomy places the organism in Eukaryota, Metazoa, Arthropoda, Arachnida, Ixodida, Ixodidae. Gene Ontology annotation, molecular function: calcium ion binding. The record is from RefSeq and is a predicted model, not a curated record. Gene Ontology annotation, cellular component: cytoplasm.